This is a messenger RNA of Cariama cristata (Red-legged seriema), 909 nucleotides long. RefSeq names its product ATPase, Na+/K+ transporting, beta 4 polypeptide (gene ATP1B4). The transcript has 7 exons. The record is from RefSeq and is a predicted model, not a curated record. Gene Ontology annotation, cellular component: sodium:potassium-exchanging ATPase complex; nuclear inner membrane. The annotation marks the transcript as partial. Lineage: Eukaryota; Metazoa; Chordata; Aves; Cariamiformes; Cariamidae. Gene Ontology annotation, biological process: potassium ion transport; sodium ion transport; regulation of DNA-templated transcription.
GAAAAUAAGCAUGAGGAGAAGGUCCAGGAUCCUGACAGAGGGGAGGACGAGAACAAGGCAGAGAUGGGGAGCAAAACCUGGGCAGACCUGGCUGGGGAGAUGAAGAUGUUCCUGUGGAACCCGGAGGAGAGGACGUGCCUGGGGAGAACGGCCAAGAGCUGGGGCUUGAUCUUACUGUUUUACUUCAUUUUCUACACAUGCCUGGCAGGAAUGUUUGCCUUUUGCAUGUAUGUGAUGCUGCUGACGCUGAGCCCCUACACACCCACGUACCGGGACCGCGUUUCUCCACCAGGAGUAAUGAUCAGACCGUACUUGAAUGGCUUCACCAUUGCCUUCAACGUUUCUCAACCCAGCACGUGGCAACCCUACGUGGACAGCAUGCACCACUUCCUAGCAGCUUAUGAUGACAAAGUUCAAGAGGAGAAGAAUAUCGAGUGUGUCUCAGGACAGUACUUCAUCCAAGGGGGCAAUGAAAGCGAGGAGAAGAAGGCCUGCCAGUUCAAGCGCUCGCUGCUGCAGAACUGCUCUGGCAUUGAGGACCCAACGUUUGGCUACUCUAAAGGCCAGCCCUGCAUACUGCUGAAGAUGAAUCGGAUCAUAGGCUACCGCCCUGGUGCUGGGGUCCCCGUGAGCGUGGACUGCAAAGUGCAGAAAGGCAAUGAGAGCGAUCUCAGAUCGGUGGACUUCUACCCUGGAAAUGGGACGUUUGAUCUCAUGUAUUAUCCCUACUAUGGCAAGAUCACUCACGUUAACUAUACAUCCCCAUUGGUGGCUAUGCACUUUACAGAUGUGAAGAAGAAUUAUUUGGUUCCUAUUCAGUGCAGUCUGAAUGGGAAAGGUAUCGUCAACGACGUUAACAGCGACCGCUUCCUGGGCCGAAUCAUCUUCACGCUCAGCGUUGGAAAGUAG